Molecule: messenger RNA, 1065 nt
Organism: Striga asiatica
Lineage: Eukaryota; Viridiplantae; Streptophyta; Magnoliopsida; Lamiales; Orobanchaceae
Source: the annotation of a GenBank genome assembly
AUGGGUGCCUCAAGUUCAAGAAGAUUUGGCUGGGCAGCGAAAAUUUCACGAGAUGCAAAACAAAGCUGCUUAAUCUCGGACUCUGCAAGCUGCACAAGUUUCCCUGGCUUUGAGGAUCGUACUUCAAUAAGCUUCUCAAUAAUCCUAUCCAACGCCGCAGGGUCCAUCGGGUGCCCUGUCGUCCACCACAAUCAGUCAAUCACCUCCCUUUGUGCUUUCUCCCCUUUUGGGCAUGUGCGGGGACUAUUUCAUCUGUUUCUCUCUGUUAAUUUUUGCAUUAACCACACUCUAAAUAGCCCAGAGAUGGAACGAGGGAUGCCAUGGCAAGUCUGGGUGCCUCGGUGGCCUGGGAGAGUGUCAGGGAGGUGGUGUGCAGUAGAAGCUACUGAGAUCGUAAUGAAAACGUGCACCGCAACCACAGCGGCACCGGAGAAUGAGGUGUCGCCGAUGAAUGCGAGUGAUUCUAAAUGCGAUGCAACUCCUGCUGCUUGGCGAUGGAUCCAUUGUUUUCUUAAGUAAUUAGCCUCGGUUGCGCGGCUGCCCUGACCCUCAUCUUCAUCAGCGGCUCCCUCUUCCUCCACGACUCUCAUCGAGCGCGGCUAACCGAACCGUGCCCUAGCGGUGCUCCGCGAGGUCCGUGGUGUGGACUUUGGCCACUGUCAGCAUGGCGAAUUUGGCCAGUAGCCCGUGGAUGGACCUCCUGUCGGGGAAGCAAGCAACUGCCCCACCUAAUGAUGGUGGCGGCCAUCCCCUUCUUCCAACAGCUGACUGGAUGAACAUCUUCAUGUUCUGCGCACCCGUUCACCAAAAGAUAAUCAACAACAUCCCCGCGUUUUAAAUGACCAAAUGAUGGGUAAUAAUGAUGACGGCGAUCAAAUGGAGCAUAACUUGAUAUACCUCAAUUCUGGACCCCAGACAAGCUCCAACUAACCAACUAACCAGGUUUCAUUUUUUUUAUUCAUUAACUACACUCAUUGGUCAUGUUAAGAAUUUUGUGCUUUUGUGAUCUUGAAGAUGCAACAUCUUGUCUCUUAUCUUGGAAGGAACAAGUGAAUAAUUUGGUUG